CUAGUGGAGUGUGCAAAAAUUGACACUUGACAGUUCAAAAACAGGUUUGAUUUGAUGGGAACUCAAGUUAGUAAAAUUAUCCGGCCCACCACCACGAAAAUGGCGAACUCAGCGGAAAUUCAACAAUUCAUCAAAGACACUAUUUCUAAGGAAAAAGUUGUUGUGUUUUCAAAGUCAUAUUGCCCGUACUGCACUAUGGCUAAAGAAGUCUUCAAUAAAGUAAAGCAGCCCUUCCAAGUGAUAGAGCUAGACCAGCGAGAUGACGGUGCUGACAUUCAGGGCAACCUUGCUUCAAUCACAGGAAUUCGAACGGUUCCGCAGGUGUUCAUCAAUGGCAACUGUGUCGGCGGUGGUUCUGAUGUCAAGGCUCUGCAUGAGUCCGGGAAGCUAGAAUCCAUUCUUAUUGGUUAAUUUACCAUUACAAACAGAAGCAAUUGUUACCUCAACAUCAUUUAACCACAGAGUUCAAAAAAAUACCAUAGGUAUAUUUAAAAAAAUAUUGACUAAAAACACUUUACAUAGUCUACUUUAACGUUAGUAUUACAUUUUCUUUUGAAUAAAUCUUAAGCUCAUUUGUUUUUAGAUAGAACCAAUUUAUACAGUCACUAUUAUCGAGUAAUGUGAGUUAUAAUCUAUUAAAUUAUUUGUAUAAUCUGCAUUAGCUUCUAAGUACAAGACUACUGUUGUGAAACAAGUUUUUAGUUACCAACUUAAAUAUUGUACUUAUGCAAUUGUUUUAGUUGCCUUUACAUUUUAGUUGUUUUGUAUAUUUUUAUAUGCAUAAUUUAAAUAAACAAGCUACAAGUUA
Molecule: messenger RNA, 808 nt
Organism: Cydia pomonella (codling moth)
Lineage: Eukaryota; Metazoa; Arthropoda; Insecta; Lepidoptera; Tortricidae
Exons: 3
Coding region: 55-411 (118 amino acids)
Biological process (GO): cellular response to oxidative stress
Cellular component (GO): cytoplasm
Molecular function (GO): glutathione disulfide oxidoreductase activity
Source: RefSeq, a predicted model, not a curated record